Molecule: messenger RNA, 1662 nt
Organism: Trypanosoma grayi
Lineage: Eukaryota; Euglenozoa; Kinetoplastea; Trypanosomatida; Trypanosomatidae
Exons: 1
Coding region: 1-1662 (553 amino acids)
Source: RefSeq, a predicted model, not a curated record
AUGCCUGAGGUGAAAGCAGUGAAAGGAAAGGGGCGGAAGGUCGACAGCACAUGGAUGAAGAACCACCCGAUGGAAGGGGAUGACAUCAUUACGAGCUUCUACGAUCUCCUGUGCAAGCGCAACCCCAAGACAAUGAAGCCGUGCCGCAAUGUCUUUGUUCCAGAUACUGUCGUGUACGAGCACAACUUCCCACGCGGGUGGUACACAACGGAUGUGAAGGCGCGGGAGGUGAUGCGCAAACAGGGCAAAGACCUCGACGCCGCCACCAUCGAGGCAGGCUUCAAACGCAACGUCAACGACUCCUGCCCUAUUGUGGCAACGUACAUGUCGACACUGGAGGAGGAUCUGGGCGACGGCGUCACGGAGACCACAACGCAGGUGGAGGUACUCAACAAGGAUACCAUUGGCAGCUUCAUUGCCCGCAAGCAGAAGCGCGAAGGAAUCCUGCAGCGCUUUGUGUUCCCCAAAGGGUACCACAACAGCGUCAUCAGGGCGGUGUGGAGCCCACGCAUCGCGAUGAUUCAGCGGCGCACCAACAAGUUCCCAAUAAUGGACCGCAAGCGGGCGGAGAACGACCCUUUCGCCAUCACCGUCACGUACGAAGGCCCGGAGUACCUCAGCGAGGAGGGCACUGUCUCCGCCCACAUCGCGUUUGAGGUGAAGAACGUCUGCUCCGACAUCGUCACCCACUUCUUCUACACGGAGCACAAGUACAUCACGCGGAUGGUGCUGUACUUCAAAAGCGACGUGAAGGACCGACUGUGGUUCCUGUGGUGCGGCUCGCUGCGCGUGGCCGAGCGCAACACACCGAGCGAGAUGCCGGUGAGCCUCACCCCAAAGUUCGGCGAGCCACUGCGCAAGGGCGAUAUGGACGAGGACGAGGUCCUGCGCACCACCGACAAGGCCUAUUUCAUCGUCACCCGCGACGAGUUCUUCUACGAGACAUACAUGCGGGGCAAGAUGUUGCGCACAAACGACACGGCGGCGUCGCUGGAGUCGCGGGGCCGUACGUCUGCUGCCUCCGCUGCGCGUUUGCCCGGGGCGGGCGCGGACACCGCAAGACCGAACGGGUCCAGCGAUAUGGAGGAGUUACCCCCGGAUGUAAUGGAGGCGCUGCGACACCUGCAGGCGCAGGAGGAGGAGGUGCUGGAUACCUUCCGUGACAUUUUCUACAAGGCUUAUAGCCACUUCCUCAGCAGCUCUCCCCCAGCGUUCGACCUUGUGGUGCCAGCGCAUGUAGUAAAGAUUAUCACGGAGGGGGACGUUGUGGAUCUCAUGCGGCUUCUGCGACUGAGGCCAAAGAUCAGCGCUGAAUUCACAAUGGAGAAAUGUAAAACAAGGGAAACAGAUUCUGACGAUGGUGAUAAUAAUGCUGAUGAGGCUAGCGACUUGGCAUACAUAAUACCGCCAAAGCCGAACGCGCCAAUCACGCAAAUGAGCGACACGACGGACAGCUGGAUCAAAGCGCUAUUCUCCUCUCGCCGCGAGUUGUUGCGGCAGAACUACGCAACGGGGGGCACAUCGCCGUGGACACAGUCGUCCAUGCCGCCUCCUGACGCCCCAGCAGAAUUGGUGUGGCAUGUCGAGGCUGAACACGAAAGCCGCAAGACUGGCCGUGACUCCCGCGCCUCCCGCGCUUCUACUUCACUGCGAGAACUCUGA